AUGGGCAAUAGUAAGGAAAAUAUUUGCAGAAUUUGUUUCACAAAAAUUAAAGAUAACUUAUAUAAAUUUAUAGAAGACAUUCAUAAAGAAAUGCUGGAGGUAGUAGUUAAGAAAUUGGAUUGGGAACUAUCUGUAGAUCCCGUUAUAUGCGAGGAGUGUAUUACCAAACUGCAUGAUUCGUUUUCCUUCAAGUCAAAUUGCAUUUAUGUGGAAGACUUUUUGACACCCUACAUCACCGAACAGAAACAUGAAUAUCUGAAAGAUGAGAGAAAAAAAGAAGAUGAUAAUGAACGUGAGAAGACAUUCAUAUUGGACAUUCCUCUACAAAAUGAGCAUCGUUUGUGUCGUUUAUGUAUUGCUCCAAUCGCCGGCAAUGAAAUACAUUUAAGUGAAGUAGACAAAGAGAGAUUCAAGAAAUAUCUACCAGAAAUUAAUGCAUGCUCUAAUCUAAUUGAUAUCGUUUGUUCACCAUGUUUCGACCUAUUACAAAAUUACUUCAAUUUCUCUGAAAUGUGCUUUGAAAAUGAAAGCAAACUAGAAGCAUACUGUAAAACAAUAAGAAGGAAGUGCAAUCGGAAAGUAGUUUUGGAAGCGUUCCUGAAGUAUGCAGGAGAAACCAGCAAUACAUCUGAAAGAAACGCCAGAAAGGAGCAGUUUGGGGUACGACAAAUGCCAGAUGGUAGAUUUGGUUGUCCGGUUUGUUCUUUUGUAACGAAAUAUUUACCAUAUAUGAGAGUACAUAUAUUAUCUCAUGAAAGUGGACUCAAAAUGUACAAGUGUCCAGAAUGUCCCUUAGAGACCAAAUAUGAGGACGUAUUGAAAAAGCAUAUCAAAACAAAGCAUUCCGAUGACGCGGAAAUAUUUGCAUGCGACACAUGUUCCUUCACAACAAAACAUAAAAUAUCACUUAGAAGACAUGUUAUUACACACAAAGAAAAUACUAUUUAUAAAUGCGACAAAUGUACUUUCCAUACCAAAAAAAGUUCAACCAUGGAAAACCAUGUAUGUAAAGAGAAGAAAACUUUUAAUUGUGAGCUUUGUCCUUAUAAAAGUUUGAAAAAAAGGAAUCUUAAAUGUCAUUUGCUUAUUCAUAAAAAACCAUUAGAGUCGGAAUUAAUGAAAUGUAAAGUUUGCGAAUUCAGAACGCCAAGAAGAUCAACAUUGAAAAAACAUGAAAAGAUUCAUGACAGAGAUGAUAACAAAAUGACGCUCCAUAAGUGUCCGCAUUGUAUUCAUGAAACAUUCGGUAUAUUAAGCCUUUAUAAUCACCUUCAUAAGGUUCACGACCGACCAAAAAAGCAGAGUCUCAAAAAUAAGUAUUUCACUGAACGACAUAUCAGACAUUUUAAAUGUCCAAUUUGCGAUUUUGCAUCGAAGACAGGAAAUGGACUUGCUAAUCAUGCAACCACCAAACAUGGUAAUGUGAAAUUAAAAAUCAGUCACGAAAAGAAAAAGUUCAAAUGCGAUAUUUGUGACUACCAAACUCCGAACAAACACUAUUUCAAACUCCACCAAGUCAAACAUAAGGAGAUUCCAGAUGAAGAAAUGCAUAAAUGCGAUAAAUGCAGUUUCAAAACGAAAUGGGCCAGUGUACUAAAAUCACACCACCAAGUGAGACAUAGUAAUUUUACAUUCAAAUGUCCCAUGUGUUCAUUCGAAACAAAACACAGAAAAUGCAUCAGCCAACAUAUCAAUGUUCGUCAUGGUUUACGUACAAAGUUAUAUAAAUGUAAAAUAUGCUCUUUCAGCUCGAAAUGGUUAGCCAGCAUUAUUAAUCAUCAGUCUGUACAUAAGGCACCAGCUCUGAAAUGCACUAAAUGCGACUUCAAAACUAGAUAUCCGAAGAGUCUCAGAAAUCACCUACGUGAUAUGCACAACUCUUUGGCUAAAAGUAAUGUCAAACCUGAUAAAAGUAAAGAAAAGUUUCAGUGUGCAUGCUGCCCCUUCGAAACUGAUAACAUUAGGGGUCUAAGUGUGCAUAUCAACAGGAAACAUAAGGAGAGUGUGAACGAUAUUUAUGAGUGUGACCAGUGUCCCUUCUCGACAAAAAAUAGGUCUACUUUUACGAAUCACUCAAUAAUUCAUCGGGAUGUUCCACAAGAGGAAUUGUUCAAAUGUGAAUUAUGCGAAUUCAAAAGUAAAUACGAGAGGUCACUGCGGAAUCAUAUAAGCAACAGACAUUCAAAUGAAUGUCAACAGAAUACUGUCAGUACACAGGGCGAGGUAGAAAAGAGUUGA
Phaedon cochleariae (mustard beetle) is the source of this 2238-nucleotide messenger RNA. The record is from the annotation of a GenBank genome assembly. NCBI's taxonomy places the organism in Eukaryota, Metazoa, Arthropoda, Insecta, Coleoptera, Chrysomelidae.